AUGUCAAGUAUUACAUCUGAAACCGGUAAGCGAAGAGUGAAACGAACGUAUGAAGUUACAAGACAGAAUGACAAUGCAGUAAGAAUAGAGCCUUCUUCCUUGGGUGAGGAAGAAGACAAAGAGGCCAAGGAUAAGAACUCUGCCUUGCAGCUAAAACGAUCACGCUAUGACCCCAAUAAAGUUUUUUCUAAUACGAACCAAGGUCCAGAAAAGAACAAUUUAAAAGGAGAACAACUUGGAUCACAAAAAAAGUCAUCAAAGUAUGAUGAAAAAAUAACGUCAAAUAAUGAACUUACUACAAAGAAGGGUCUACUAGGUGACUCCGAGAAUGAAACUAAGUACGCCUCUUCUAAUUCUAAAUUUAACGUAGAAGUUACUCAUAAAAUAAAGAAUGCAAAAGAAAUUGACAAAAUAAACAGACAACGCAUGUGGGAAGAACAACAAUUGCGAAAUGCUAUGGCGGGGCAAAGCGAUCACCCUGAUGAUAUAACAUUGGAAGGCUCUGACAAGUACGAUUAUGUGUUCGACACAGAUGCAAUGAUUGAUUAUACUAAUGAGGAGGACGAUUUACUACCUGAAGAGAAACUUCAAUAUGAGGCACGUCUAGCACAAGCUUUAGAAACUGAGGAAAAGCGUAUACUGACUAUACAAGAGGCAAGAAAACUUUUGCCUGUACAUCAAUACAAGGAUGAGCUACUACAAGAGAUCAAAAAAAAUCAAGUUUUGAUUAUAAUGGGUGAAACCGGUUCUGGUAAAACCACACAGUUACCCCAAUAUUUGGUAGAAGAUGGAUUCACUGAUCAGGGAAAGUUACAGAUUGCCAUAACACAACCACGUCGUGUGGCGGCCACUUCUGUUGCUGCAAGAGUAGCAGAUGAAAUGAAUGUUGUGCUUGGGAAGGAAGUGGGUUAUCAGAUCCGUUUUGAAGACAAAACAACCCCAAAUAAAACGGUUCUAAAGUAUAUGACGGAUGGUAUGUUACUAAGAGAAUUUCUUACAGAUUCCAAAUUAAGCAAAUAUUCUUGUAUUAUGAUUGAUGAAGCUCAUGAACGUACUCUAGCCACAGAUAUCCUGAUAGGUUUGCUGAAAGAUAUUUUGCCGCAGAGGCCCACUUUAAAAUUGCUUAUAUCAUCAGCAACAAUGAACGCAAAAAAAUUUUCAGAGUUUUUUGAUAAUUGUCCCAUUUUCAACGUUCCUGGGAGAAGAUAUCCUGUAGAUAUCCACUACACAUUACAGCCGGAGGCAAACUAUAUACAUGCCGCUAUAACAACUAUUUUUCAAAUUCAUACUACGCAAAGUUUACCGGGGGAUAUAUUGGUGUUUUUAACGGGGCAAGAAGAAAUUGAAAGAACAAAAACCAAACUGGAGGAGAUCAUGUCUAAAUUAGGUUCUAGAACAAAACAAAUGAUUAUAACUCCUAUAUACGCAAAUUUACCCCAAGAGCAGCAAUUGAAAAUUUUCCAGCCGACUCCGGAAAAUUGUAGGAAAGUUGUUUUGGCAACUAAUAUUGCGGAAACUUCAUUGACCAUUGAUGGUAUUAGAUAUGUCAUUGAUCCUGGAUUUGUUAAGGAAAAUUCGUACGUACCCUCCACUGGAAUGACCCAACUUUUAACAGUUCCAUGCUCAAGAGCUUCAGUUGAUCAGCGUGCCGGUAGGGCUGGUCGUGUUGGGCCGGGAAAAUGUUUUAGAAUUUUUACCAAAUGGUCAUAUUUGCACGAGUUGGAACUUAUGCCUAAGCCUGAGAUCACAAGAACAAAUCUUUCUAAUACGGUGUUAUUAUUAUUAUCGCUUGGCGUUACUGACCUAAUAAAGUUUCCCCUGAUGGAUAAGCCCAGUAUCCCCACAUUACGGAAGUCUUUGGAAAAUUUAUACAUUUUAGGUGCCUUAAAUAGCAAAGGGACAAUCACUCGGUUAGGUAAAAUGAUGUGCGAGUUUCCUUGUGAACCUGAAUUUGCAAAAGUGCUUUAUACAGCUGCUACGCACGAACAAUGUCAAGGUGUACUAGAAGAGUGUUUGACCAUAGUUUCGAUGCUACAUGAAACACCUUCAUUAUUUAUUGGUCAAAAAAGAGAUGCUGCGGCAAGUGUGUUAAGCGAAGUGGAAAGUGAUCACAUAUUGUAUUUGGAAAUCUUCAACCAAUGGAGAAACUCUAAAUUUUCCAGAAGUUGGUGUCAAGACCACAAAAUUCAAUUCAAAACGAUGUUGAGGGUAAGAAAUAUUAGAAACCAAUUAUUCAGGUGCAGUGAAAAGGUUGGAUUAGUUGAAAAGAACGACCAAGCCAGGAUGAAGAUAGGCAAUAUAGCGGGCUACAUAAAUGCUAGAAUAACUCGAUGCUUCAUCAGCGGGUUUCCGAUGAAUAUUGUACAAUUAGGCCCCACCGGCUAUCAAACCAUGGGUAGGUCAUCAGGUGGGCUGAACGUUAGUGUUCAUCCUACCAGUAUACUUUUCGUUAAUCAUAAGGAAAAGGCGCAGAGACCAAGCAAAUAUGUGCUUUAUCAACAAUUGAUGCUAACGUCGAAGGAAUUUAUCAGGGACUGUCUAGUUAUCCCUAAGGAAGAAUGGUUGAUAGACAUGGUUCCACAAAUCUUUAAAGAUUUAAUUGACGAUAAAACAAAUAGGGGGAGGCGGUGA
This is a messenger RNA of Saccharomyces cerevisiae S288C, 2631 nucleotides long. It is a transcript of the gene PRP2, whose product is annotated as DEAH-box RNA-dependent ATPase PRP2. Lineage: Eukaryota; Fungi; Ascomycota; Saccharomycetes; Saccharomycetales; Saccharomycetaceae. The record is from RefSeq and is marked reviewed. Gene Ontology annotation, biological process: mRNA splicing, via spliceosome; ribonucleoprotein complex biogenesis; protein-RNA complex organization. Bases 1 to 2631 code for a protein of 876 amino acids. Gene Ontology annotation, cellular component: nucleus; U2-type catalytic step 1 spliceosome. The transcript has a single exon. Gene Ontology annotation, molecular function: RNA helicase activity; ATP-dependent activity, acting on RNA; ATP hydrolysis activity.